GGGGCAUGUACAUCAAUCGUACAAUUGACUUAGCACAAUGAGAGUCAAAUCCACCAUCUUUGCUUGGGCCAUCGUCCUGUUGGCCUGUCUGCUGAGGAGCAGUGAGGCAGUCACCUGCACCGCUGACCCCACUGUAACAGGAUGUGUUGACUGUGCCACCAGUCCCACGGAUGCCGAGUGCGUGGCAGAAGCAGCCGCGGGCGUCACCACCACUCCGGCUACCCCAGUUGUCACAACUGCCGCUCCUGCGGGCGCGACCACUCCCGGUCCAGCGGUCGCAACCACUCCCGCUCCUGCGGGCGCGACAACUGCUGCCCCUGCCGACAGUCCAGCGACCACUGCUGCGACUGGUGCCUCAGACAGCGAGACUACUGCCACAGACAGCAGCAGCAUUAGCAGCGGCAGCAGCAGCGGCAGCAGCAACAGCAAUGCAGCCGCCACCAGGAGGAGGAGGAGGAGGAUGGCUGCUGCACGUCGUCGUCGGCGCCAGAGGGCCGAGAGGAGGAGGGCAGCCAGGCGGCGUGCAGCCAGGAGGAACAACAGGAGAGGUUAAGCGGGAUAAAUUUAUCUAAUCCUGAACUUCAGAUACCUUUGUCACAGGAUACACCUUAAAUAAACCGAUAUAUUGCAUACCCAAAAAA
Drosophila obscura is the source of this 641-nucleotide messenger RNA. Its product is annotated as ensconsin-like. The coding region runs from base 38 to 553 and encodes 171 amino acids. The transcript has a single exon. The record is from RefSeq and is a predicted model, not a curated record. Lineage: Eukaryota; Metazoa; Arthropoda; Insecta; Diptera; Drosophilidae.